Lepus europaeus (European hare) is the source of this 945-nucleotide messenger RNA. RefSeq names its product olfactory receptor 5G3-like. Gene Ontology annotation, molecular function: odorant binding; G protein-coupled receptor activity; olfactory receptor activity. Gene Ontology annotation, cellular component: membrane. NCBI's taxonomy places the organism in Eukaryota, Metazoa, Chordata, Mammalia, Lagomorpha, Leporidae. Gene Ontology annotation, biological process: sensory perception of smell; G protein-coupled receptor signaling pathway. The transcript has a single exon. The record is from RefSeq and is a predicted model, not a curated record. Bases 1 to 945 code for a protein of 314 amino acids.
AUGGAACAUAAGAAUCAGACAGCAGUGACUGAAUUUCUCUUCUUGGGCCUCACAGAUCUUCUCUAUCAGAAGAUUGUCCUGUUUUUCAUGCUUCUUUUUAUUUAUCUUGUUACCCUGGGGGGUAACUUGGGGAUGAUUACUCUCAUAUGGCUUGAGCCCAAACUCCACACUCCUAUGUACUUUCUUCUUAACCAUUUGUCCUUUGUUGAUAUUUGUUCCUUUUCGUCCAUUGCUCCGAAAAUGCUGUGUGAUAUCUUUGCCAAGAGAAAGGUCAUCUCCUUUGUGGGUUGUGCUGCUCAGAUGUGUUUCUUUGGUCUUUUUGUGGCAACUGAGUGCUUCCUCCUGGCUGCCAUGGCAUAUGAUCGAUAUACAGCCAUCUGUAAGCCCUUGUUGUAUACACUCAUUAUGUCUCAGCGGGUUUGUGUUCAGUUAGUCAUAGGGCCUUAUGCCAUGGCUCUUAUCAGCACCGUGACCCAUACCACCUUGACUUUUUGCUUACCCUUCUGUGGUCCCAACAUCAUCAACGACUUUUUCUGUGACAUUUCCCCACUGCUUUCCUUAGUAUGUGCAGACACAUGGACCAAUAAGUUGGUGCUUUUCAUCCUGGCUGGAGCUAUAGGAGUGCUCAGUGGUCUGAUCAUCAUGAUCUCCUAUGUUUGCAUCCUCGUGGCUAUCCUCAAGAUCCAGACUGCCGAUGGCAGGUGGAAGGCCUUCUCCACUUGUUCUUCCCACCUCAUAGCUGUCUCCACUCUCUAUGGGACUCUUUUCUUUAUCUAUGUCCGACCUAGCUCAAAUUCCUCUCUGGACAUCAAUAAAGUGAUUUCUGUAUUUUACACGAUGGUAAUUCCCAUGUUGAACCCCAUCAUCUACAGCUUGAGAAACAAGGAAGUGAAGGAUGCGUUCAGGAGAAAGUUUGAAAGGAAAAACAUUCUAAUAGGUAGGUAA